UGGUCGCACGCAAUCGACCGAGCCGCCUGUAGCACGUAAAUAAUAAAAUAAUAUUAUCAGAUGUGUUAAGAUUACUUUAUCAGUUUCCAUACAAAUAUGCGUUCGGAUUUGGCGGGCGUAUGUCAGUGCUGUGUUUGGCGCGAGUGGUUGUUACUUUUGUAACAUCUUUUGAAUGUGACUGUGGAUUUUAAAAUACAAAAAUGAAUUUCACGGAUUUCACUACGGAGUUUUCCACUCCCGCGGAGUUUUUCACGCCUACGGAAUUGUUCACCCCUACGGAAUUUUUCUCGACGACAAUUGCACCUGAACAGGAGUCCGGCGAUGUUAGGGGAUGGUUAACGGAUCUGAUAAUGCAGAGGGCAGCAGUCCAGGGCAGCUUUUGGCAAGGCUUCCUUGCUUCCUUAUCCGUGGUCAUAGUAUCAGAGCUUGGUGACAAGACGUUCUUCAUCGCUGCCAUCAUGGCGAUGAAACAUCCCAGAGUUAUAGUUUUCGCUGGAGCGAUAUCAGCUCUGGUUUUCAUGACAGUUCUCUCUGCGGCGUUUGGAUGGGUGGCGACGGUGAUACCAAGAGUGUACACCCACUACAUAAGUGCUGCGUUGUUCGCGAUAUUCGGUUUGAAAAUGCUAAGAGACGGGUGGAAGAUGGAUCCAAACGAGGGUCAAGAGGAACUUGAAGAAGUACAGCACGAGUUAAAAAGAAGAGAGGAUCAGGAAGAAAAAGAAGAGACUUUAGACAUGCUAGAACAAGGCCAAGCGGAGAACAGAAGGAAAAAGCGUAAUGCGAUGCUAAAAGUGCUACUGCAAGCUGCGUCUUUGACGUUUUUAGCGGAAUGGGGUGACAGGUCGCAGCUUGCGACCGUGGUGUUGGCGACAAGGGAAAACGCCGUGGGGGUGGUUGUGGGGGGGUCUUUGGGGCACGCCCUAUGCACAGGGUUGGCUGUGAUCGGAGGGAGGAUGGUGGCACAAAAGAUAUCCGUGAGAACUGUUACAAUAAUCGGUGGAUUAGUGUUCCUGUUCUUCGCCGUGAGUGCUUUAGUGAUCGGCCCUGGUGAAUAGAUAGAUAGAUAAAUAAAUAAAUAGAAUACUUUAUGUAAGUUGAUCUCACACUGCCACAAAAGCCGCACGCGAUUAUUUUUUAAAUGGGAUAGUGAGAAUGACUGCAAAGUCAGCUACAAAGUGACGUGCGGCCAAUCACAACUCUUGUUCAAACCGGCCCGUUUUUGAUUGGUCGUACGUAAUCAUUCAUUUUAUCCUACUAUAAAAUACAGAUCCUUCUUUUAUGUGAACUUCAAAGUGUUCCCACCGUGACGGUAUGAGGGUACUAAACAUUUAUUAAUUAAUCGUGUGUAAAACCCAGUAUCUACCCGAUAUACCGACAUAGCUGCGUUGCGAAGCUGAAGUGGUAAUUAGCGGGGCACAUAGUUCGUAGCGGUCUACGCAAGGACGCCAUUCCAGUUGGGAUGUUCCCAACUGGAAUGGCGUCCUUGCUCCGGUCGACCCCCCUACUCAGUGGAAAAAAAAACAUAAAACGAGGUGCUGGACGCAAGCGGUAUAGGACAACUCCUUAGAAAAGACCUAGGCCAGCAGUUUACAUUUAUAAGUUAUUGUGACGAUGAUGAUGAUAAAAACCCAGUAGGUAACAUAACAGUUUUUAGCCCGACAAUAGAGCUUAAAACUAGAAAAACGAGGCAGCUGUUAAAAGUCAAAGAGGCCGAUAUUAAAGGAAUCCGAAUUUUACUGCGGCCGGCGGUCGACUGUGUGCGAUCAACUUAAAAUAGGUAAAAAGUUCGGUUUAGACGAUUUUACUCUAAGCGACUAUAUUGUAUAGCUUGUAAUAUAUUCGUAUGUUGUUGAUUAAGUUUAUCUCAUGAAUUAAUAUAAUCCAGUAGCCUUAUUACAAGAUUUGCUCGCUCGCAAUUCGAGGAUUCGUUUUCGAGUAUGGUAAUACUUGAACAUCGGAGUAAAAUGGAUCUUAUUUGCAUUGAAUUAAACUUCAAAUUUGCCUACAAUUCUUUAGCUCAGGCUUUUGACAGAACGUCUGUAAAACAAAAAUCAGAAGGACAAGAUGGACGACUAGAAAAUGAGUCUGGUCUAUUUUACUUUGACGAUACAGAGUUCAGAAAAUGACACCUCGAUUGCGAACGAGCAAACCUUGUACUAAGGCUACAGGAGAUCCAUAAAACUGGAAGUCGGUCUAACCAUAUGACACAUUUUAUGAACAUCCUGUAUUAACACUGGCCACAGGCUUUUGACAGAACGUCUGUAAAACAAAAAUCAGAAGGACAAGAUGGACGACUAUAAAAUGAGUCAGGUCUAUUUUACUUUGACGAUACAGAGUUCAGAAAAUGACACCUCGAUUGCGAACGAGCAAACCUUGUACUAAGGCUACAGGAGAUCCAUAAAACUGGAAGUCGGUCUAACCAUAUGACACAUUUUAUGAACAUCCUGUAUUAACACUGGCCAAUAAUUGCGGGAAACAUUUCAAUAUGAAAUUAUUGUUAACUUUUUAAUAAAAAU
Molecule: messenger RNA, 2516 nt
Organism: Pararge aegeria (speckled wood butterfly)
Lineage: Eukaryota; Metazoa; Arthropoda; Insecta; Lepidoptera; Nymphalidae
Product: transmembrane protein 165
Exons: 4
Coding region: 201-1055 (284 amino acids)
Biological process (GO): Golgi calcium ion transport; manganese ion transmembrane transport; Golgi calcium ion homeostasis
Cellular component (GO): Golgi apparatus
Molecular function (GO): manganese ion transmembrane transporter activity; calcium ion transmembrane transporter activity
Source: RefSeq, a predicted model, not a curated record